Molecule: messenger RNA, 6987 nt
Organism: Oncorhynchus kisutch (coho salmon)
Lineage: Eukaryota; Metazoa; Chordata; Actinopteri; Salmoniformes; Salmonidae
Product: PHD finger protein 14-like
Exons: 20
Coding region: 108-2822 (904 amino acids)
Biological process (GO): regulation of transcription by RNA polymerase II
Source: RefSeq, a predicted model, not a curated record
UUGUGCUGAACGUCACCACUUCUUGUGGCUAACGUUGUGCACAUAACAUGUUGAGGAGGCGUUCUUUGUGACAUUGUUCAAUCAAGUAAAAACGAGAAAACGGAUAAAUGGACCGUGGGUCGAAGCACAGGCAGGUGAAGCCUCUGGCUGCCUCUCUGCUGGACGCCUUAGAUUAUGACAGCUCAGACGACAGUGAUUUCGAAGUGGGAGACGCAGAUGCCUCAGGGUCAGAGGGUAGUGCCAUUGGAAGUGAUGAGGAGGGGUCCAAGGAGGAGAGCGCUGCUGAGGACUCUGACAACGACAGCGACUCUGACAACAUCGGCUAUGCAAUGGACGGUGAGGAACAGACCAAGGAGCUGACAGGUGACGACACCCCCACAGAGGAAGAGGAGAGGACGUCCUCUGACACUAGCAUCACCACCACUAAAGACCCUGCUCCAUCAGGGGUGCCCAGGGGCCGAUGGAGGAGAGAGGAGAAGGCCUCGGACACAGAGGCUGGGAGUGGAGGAAGUGGGAGUGGCACAGGGCGUGGUAAUGUGGGUAGUGGUAAUGUGGGUAGUGGUAAUGCGGUAGUGGUAAUGCGGAGGACGGCCGCGACACUGGAGCCCAAGAAGUGGAACCUGCGUUGUAAACGCCCCAUGCUGGACUUCACCACCAAGGAAGAGCUCAAUGAGAUGGACGACUACGACAGCGAAGACGACAAUGACUGGAGGCCCACCUCCGGUAAGAAGAAAGCCAAGACGGCGGCCACUCAGAGAGGAGGAAGCGAGGGAGAGGAGGAGGCGGAGGAGGAAGAUGACGACGGAGGGAGCGGUAGUGAGGAUGAUGACAACGAUGGUGGUGAUGAUGAAGAUGAGAACAAAGAAAGGAGCAGUAGCGACAGCGAUAAAGAGGUGAAGAAACCCAAUAAGAAAGUGAUAAGCAGCAGUGUGUUUGACAAGGAGCUGACCAAUGACAGCAUGUCACAGGGAAAGAGCAACAAGGAUGCCCUGCUGGAGCGUGCCCAGGCGUGGAGCGUGGUGGCCCAGAGGAUGGAACACAUCCUGAUCUGCUGCGUGUGUCUGGGAGACAACAGCGAGGACGCUGACGAGAUCAUCCAGUGUGACAACUGUGGUGUGACUGUACACGAAGGUUGCUAUGGAGUGGACGGGGAGAGCGAUUCCAUCAUGAGUUCUGCCUCGGAGAACUCUACGGAACCGUGGUUCUGUGAUGCCUGCAAGAACGGAGUCACGCCCAGCUGUGAGCUCUGCCCCAAUCAGGACGGGAUCUUCAAAGAGACUGACGCUGGGAGAUGGGUCCAUGUGGUUUGUGCGCUCUACGUCCCUGGAGUAGCGUUUGGGGACAUUGAUAAACUACGACCAGUGACUCUCACAGAGAUGAAUUACUCCAAGUAUGGGGCCAAGGAGUGCAGUUUCUGCGAGGACACCCGGUUCGCCCGGACAGGCGUGUGUAUCAGUUGUGAUGCUGGCAUGUGCCGAUCCUACUUCCAUGUGACCUGUGCUCAGAGGGAGGGGCUUCUCUCCGAGGCAGCUGCGGAGGAGGACAUAGCCGAUCCCUUCUUUGCGUACUGUAAGCAGCAUGCGGACCGCUAUGACAGGAAGUGGAAGAGGAAGAACUACCUGGCUCUCCAGUCCUACUGCAAGGCGUCUCUACAGGACAAAGAGAAGCAGCUGGCCCCCGAGGCACAGGCCCGUAUUACCACCCGGCUGCAGCAGUACCGGUCCAGGGCAGAGCUGUCCCGUAACACCCGGCCCCAGGCCUGGGUCCCCCGGGAAAAGCUGCCGCGACCCCUGACCUCCAGCGCCUCCGCCAUCAGGAAACUCAUGAGGAAGGCUGAGCUCAUGGGCAUCAGCACGGACAUCUUCCCCGUAGACACGUCAGACAUCAGCGCCAGUGUGGACGGACGCAGGAAACACAAGCAGCCCGCCCUCACUGCAGACUUCGUCAACUAUUACCUGGAGAGGAACAUGAAGAUGGUGCAGAUCCAGGACAAUAUCUCUGAGCAGAAGAGCCUCAAAGACAAGCUGGAGAGUGAGCAGGAGAAGCUGCACGUCGACUACAACAAGCUGUGUGAGUCUCUGGAGGACCUGCAGAAUGUCAACAGUGUUCUGAGGAGUGAGGGCCAGGUCAUAUGGACCAUGCUGGGAGGAAUCCUAGGACAGAAACUGAACUCCCCGUCGGUCCUGAAAGCCCCUAAAGAGAGAAAGCCCAGCAAGAAGGAGGGAGGAGCUCCUGGGAAGUCCUCCAACCUACCAGCUGUCCUCUACAGCUGUGGGAUCUGUAAGAAAAACCAGGACCAGCAUCUCCUGCUCCUGUGUGACACCUGCAAGCUCUACUACCAUCUGGGCUGUCUGGAGCCUCCGCUGACACGCAUGCCCAAGAAGACCAAGAACAGCUACUGGCAAUGUUCAGAGUGUGACCAGGCCAGUAGCGAUGAUGCCGACAUUGCCAUGGAGACCCUUCCCGACGGCACCAAAAGGUCUCGGAGACAGAUUAAAGGACCAAUCAAAUUCAUCCCUCAGGAGAUGUCCCCAGAGCCCAAGAAACGAGAUGUGAGGGGCACGGUUAUUGUCCUGCUGAAUGGUGGAUUUGUCUCCCAGUGUCUAUUGGAAAGCAGACUGAACCAGAGAACCAGAGGGCAGAAGAGGAAGAGGGUGUCCGUCUGUGAAGAAGAAAAGUUUGAGGUGGAGGAACCGGCUCUACGGGAGCGGCAUCAGCGCCAGUCUGCGAUGCAGAAGAAGACACCUAAAGCAGACGACAUUAGGACCGACUGUACAUCCUGCAAAGGACCUGGGGACAACGAGAACCUCGUCAGGUUGUGAGAGCCGGGGCAGACACCUCUCCUCACCUCCCCACACCUAGACACUGCUGGACAGAUGAGAGAGAGAAGCAGACCUUUGGCUUAGAGGCAGAGAGGGACUUAAUUACGUGGAAGAAUGACAGCGGCGGUGUGGGAUCAGAUGGCCAUCUUUGACCUUCCAACCACGGUCUUCUUCGUGACCCAAAUUGGACCUUCUACUGGCCGUCCAAUUAAAUUUGAGGGAGAGAGGCAGAAAUGGAAAUGAACUUUGAUGAAUUCUAAAAUACUUGUUGAAAUUAUCAAAUUAAGUUUUGGAAGGUUCAGUAUUACUGAACUGGUCAGAAGAAACAACAGGCCCUUUAUGAUCAUCACUGCCAACUCUAAGAGUCCAUCUCUAAGGACUAAGGUCUAUCUAGAGUAAGGAGUGAUUCUGAAACUGAACAAUAUUACUAGAAGCAUCUCAUUGGUUACCUGUCUGUCUGCUCCUCUCUAUUCCUCUAACAAUGGUGCUUCUUCUCUUCCCCUUUUUUGUCUCCCUUGUUCCCUUUUCUGUUUCUCUACCCCUGUCUCUUCACUCUCUCCUCAGCCCCCUUCCCUCUAUCAUCCAUUCUAUGUUGGCACUUCACUCCUUUGACCUCCCUAAGCAUCUUAUCACCACAUCCAAUCAGUUGUAUUGACUCGAGUCAUUUGUGGUCCAAUCACAUAGUGUUUUCCUCAGUAAAGGCCUUUAAUUGGAGAUGCACUUGAACUUAAGCUCUCAUCAUCUUCUUCUAGUGUUGUCGUCAAGUAGAACUUUCUAGAGUAGAGGAAAAGUAGUGAUUUUUAGUAGAAUGAUUUUCCUUUCUGGUGUUUGAGAAGUACUGUAAGUAGCUGCUUAGAUAAGGUUUAACAUAUUGAAAAUAGCAACAUUCGUAGUAAUGGUUAUUGUAACUUCUAAUGUGAAUGUGUGUGUACAGUAGGUUUUUAGUCUCCCUUCCUUCCUCUCUUUAAUAUUUUUAAAGUGACAGUUUAAUUCUGAGUUCUAUUGGAAGUGUGUGUGUGCACGCGCCUCCCCAGUGCCCCAUAGUGAGUGCUGUCAACUGAGCAGCUGCCAUGUGGUCUGUCUGUCAGGGUCCUUGACAGAAGUGUCACAGUUUGCCCUCACAUGUCACUCCUCCGCUCAUCUCCCCCAUCCCAGGACCCUCUAUGUCACUACUCCUCUCUUCUGCCCAUCUGUCUGGGGACCCUAUAUCCAUGGCUCUGGGAGCUGCCAAACCUCACAUAAUGCUUAGGUCCACUGGAAAAUCUGCUGAGGAAAUAAAUAUGGUGGUUUGGUAGUUUUCCUGUGGAGAUUAGAGAUGCCUGUACAGGAUGACCUGGUCACUCACCACGUCAUGUCACCCCCACGAGCCCUCCUCAUCCCUCAUCCUUCUCAUCCACUUCAAAAAAGAGGACAGCCUCUAGCUAACCCUACUACAGCUAACCAGCUAACCCUACUACAGCUAACCAGCUAACCCUACUACAGCUAACCAGCUAACUCUACUACACGUAACCAGCUAACCCUACUACAGCUAACCAGCUAACCCUACUACAGCUAACCAGCUAACCCUACUACACGUAACCAGCUAACCCUACUACAGCUAACCAGCUAACCCUACUACAGCUAACCCUACUACAGCUAACCAGCUAACCCUGCUACACGUAACCAGCUAACCCUACUACAGCUAACCAGCUAACCCUACUACAGCUAACCAGCUAACCCUACUACAGCUAACCAUGCUGCUGCUCCAGUUUCAACUUCCACCUGACUGUGCUGCUGCUCCAGUUUCAACUGUUCUGCCUUAUUGUUAUUCGACCAUGCUGGUCAUUUAUGAACAUUUGAACAUCUUGGCCAUGUUCUGUUAUAAUCUCCACCCGGCACAGCCAGAAGAGGACUGGCCACCCCACAUAGCCUGGUUCCUCUCUAGGUUUCUUCCUAGGUAUUGGCCUUUCUAGGGAGUUUUUCCUAGCCACCGUGCUUCUACACCUGCAUUGCUUGCUGUUUGGGGUUUUAGGCUGGGUUUCUGUACAGCACUUUGAGAUAUCAGCUGAUGUACGAAGGGCUAUAUAAAUAAAUUUGAUUUGAUUUGAACCAGCUAACCCUACUACAGCUAACCAGCUAACCCUACUACAGAUAACCCUAAUGCAACUAACCCUACUGCAGUUAACCCUACUUUCAGCUAAUCCUAUUCCAGUUAACCCUACUAAAGCCAACCCUACUACAGCUAACCCUACUACAGAUAACCCUACUCCAGCUAACCCUAAUGCAACUAACCCUACUUUCAGCUAAUCCUAUUCCAGUUAACCCUACUAAAGCCAACCCUACUACAGCUAACCCUACUCCAACUAACCCUACCCUACCCUACUACAGCUAACCAGCUAACCUUACUCCAGCUAAACCUACUCCAGCUAAACCUACUCCAGUUAACCCUACUAAAGCCAACCCUACUACAGCUAACCCUACUACAGAUAACCCUACUCCAGCUAACCCUAAUGCAACUAACCCUACUUUCAGCUAAUCCUAUUCCAGUUAACCCUACUAAAGCCAACCCUACUACAGCUAACCCUACUCCAACUAACCCUACCCUACUACAGCUAACCAGCUAACCUUACUCCAGCUAAACCUACUCCAGUUAACCCUACUAAAGCCAACCCUACUACAGCUAACCCUACUCCAACUAACCCUACCCUACUACAGCUAACCAGCUAACCUUACUCCAGCUAAACCUACUCCAAUUAACCCUACUAAAGCCAACCCUACUACAGCUAACCCUACUCCAACUAACCCUACCCUACUACAGCUAACUAGAUACUCCAGCUAAUCCUACCCUACUACAGCUAACCCUACCUUACUCCAGCUAACCAGCUACCCAUACUCCAGCUAACCCUACCCUACUCCAGCUAACCCUACCCUACUACAGCUAACCUUACCCUACUCCAGCUAACCCUACCCUACUACAGCUAACUCUACCCUACUACAGCUAACCAGCUAACCCUACUCCAGCUAACCCUACCCUACUACAGCUAACCCUACCCUACUACAGCUAACCCUACCCUACUCCAGCUAACCAGCUAACCCUACUCCAGCUAACCAGCUAACCCUACUCCAGCUAACGCUACCCUACUCCAGCUAACCCUACCCUACUCCAGCUAACCCUACCCUACUCCAGCUAACCAGCUAACCCUACUCCAGCUAACCCUACCCUACUACAGCUAACCCUACCCUACUCCAGCUAACCCUACUCCAGCUAACCCUACUCCAGCUAACCCUACCCUACUACAGCUAACCAGCUAACCCUACCCUACUCCAGCUAACCAGCUAACCCUACUCCAGCUAACCCUACUCCAGCUAACCCUACCCUACUACAGCUAACCAGCUAACCCUACACUACUACAGCUAACCCUACCAUACUCCAGCUAACCUUACCCUACUCCAGCUAACCAGCUAACCCCACUCCAGCUAACCCUACCCUACUACAGCUAACCAGCUAACCCUACCCUACUACAGCUAACCAGCUAUCCCUACCUGUACUAACCUUAGCUCUGGCUCUGUAUAUAUAUAACCAUCAGACCAAGGGUUAGGCUAUGGCCAACUGUGUAUCUGACUGUAGCCUACAGUAAAUGUACUUUUAACAUGGCAAUACGUGGUGUGUUCCAUCCGUUUAGAGUGUGUGAAUGAACACCUGGUAGCUGUGUUGUGUGAUCGGUGUGUACAGUAUUUAUUAAUUGAUUGAAGUCCAUGCUUUUUUGUGUCUUUUAUUUGUGCAUUCAUUCUUGAUUUUAUAUCGCAAUACGCCUUUUGUUAUUACUGUAUUGUGAAGAAAUUGAGUUAAGCUCACUUUUGUGUAGGAACCUUAAAGGACUCCUUGCUAGUCAUAUUAAUUGUUUACAUAUUUGUUUACAAUACAUGCCUUUAUGCUACUAUUUGUUUACACACAUGCCUAUAUGUGAUUAGUAUUAUUUGUAUAUUUCUAUAUGUAAUUAUUUCUAACAUGUUGUGGUAUUACCACAUUUGGUAGAAGUUCAUACAGUAACUGUGAUAUACUGUAUGGAGUAAGAAUGUUGCUGCUCUCAUGAUAUGUGUGAAUGUGAAGUAUCCCGAACUCCCAGCCCCUAUGGCCCUCAGCAUUACAGCGGAGCUUUAAUAAACUCUUGACUUUUUCACCUUA